Molecule: messenger RNA, 486 nt
Organism: Micromonas pusilla CCMP1545
Lineage: Eukaryota; Viridiplantae; Chlorophyta; Mamiellophyceae; Mamiellales; Mamiellaceae
Exons: 1
Coding region: 1-486 (161 amino acids)
Source: RefSeq, a predicted model, not a curated record
AUGUCGACGUCGUCGUCGUCGCGACGCCCGCUCCCGUACACGCGGCAAUCGUGCCUCGCCGAGCUCGGUCUUCCCAUCGAGCGCGCGCACACCCGCGAGGAGAUCGCGCGCGCGUACCGCGACGCCGUGCUGCGCCGCCACCCCGACAGCGGCGGCGCGACCGCGUGCGCGGAGGCGCUGAACCGCGCGGUGCACGCGCGCAACGUCCUCGUCGGCGAUGGUGGGGGGGGCGGCCACGGCGGCGCCGGCGCCGGCGCCCGCGGCGGCGGUUGGUACUCGCGACCUGACCCGUUCACGACGUGGCGCGGGAGCUCCGCGCGCAGGUUCGCGAACCACGUCAAGCUGUGCGUCGUCCUCGCGACGUUCGCGACCGCGGGGACGCUGACGUGGACGCGCGCGACGGCGGACGCGCGCGCGAGGGAGCGAUCGCCGCGGCUUCGCGCGUUAAUCGGGCUCGCGCCGAGGGAGGAGGGGGGGGGAAGCUAG